GUGUUUGGCUUGGGUCUUGGGUCUUGGGUCCUUGGGGCUCUAUAUAUACCUCGUUUCUCCAGGCCGGUAAAAAGUUCUUUUCUUUAGCUUCUGGCCUUCUGCUGCUCCGAUCUACUACUACUUAUUACGUACUCGCAUCUCACCAUGAAGCCGCUAUCGCUUCUGUCAGCGCUCGCCCUGGCGUUCCACGCGGUCAACACGGGCGUCGCCGUGUACCGCAGCCGCGCCGACGCCGCGGCCGUGGCGCUCGUGCUCGCGUCCUCGCUCGCGCUCGCGCUGCUCUUCCUCUGCCUGCGCCUCUACGAGGGCGCGCCCCCCGCCGAGGCCGCGAGGCGCCGGUGGCUGCGCCGCGCCGUCUGGCUGCUCUCCGCGGCGCUCACGGCGGCGUUCACGCGCCGCGUCGCGGGCGCAAUGCCGCCAGCGGGGGCCGUCCUCGUGUGGGCGAUGAGCGCGGCGACCGCUGGCGGAGGGUUCUACGCCCUCGUCGUCGUCGACGACGGCCGCGAUCUCGGCGCAAAAUAGCUAAUUAAUAAUAAUAAUAAUAAUAAUAAUAAAUGCAUAUGAUGCGUAUAUAUAUGUGACGUGAGUUACUUGCUAGUCAGGCGAUCCAUAGAAACAAAAUAAUACUACUAUUAAAAGGGAUCAAAGUACACAAAAUGUGUACGUAUGAGCACUUCACGCUCGUGUCGAUGUUCAGCUAGCCCAGUGGAUGCAGUACGAACCAAUACCAGCAUGCUCUGCUGGCUAUGGUGUUAUACAGUGCUUGUUAUUGUGAUUAUUCGUUGAGCUCUAUAUGUAGUGUGGUUGUUGUUGAUUAGGGAUCUCAAUUUGAUAUCAACAAAGGAUUAUAUAUUUAUCCAUUGAGUGA
Molecule: messenger RNA, 868 nt
Organism: Oryza sativa Japonica Group (Japanese rice)
Lineage: Eukaryota; Viridiplantae; Streptophyta; Magnoliopsida; Poales; Poaceae
Source: RefSeq, a predicted model, not a curated record